AUGUCGACAUUCGCUGAGCAGCUGUUAGCAAAUGCGCUCAAUAAAGAGGAUAAAGCUACCACUGAAGAACAUCCCGAAACAGAAGACGAAGAUGAUAUUGAGAUUCCUCAAGGAAUCUCAUUGGAAGAUCUGAAUGAGAGUGACAUUGAUGAUGACGAUGGCGAUAUUUUGAUUGAGCAACGCAUUACAGUGAACAACGAGGCAGCUUUGAAGCGUAUUACCGAGAAUGUGAAAGAGAAUGAUCUUCCGUUCUCUGAAACCUUAGUGGUUACUUCAGAAGAACCCUUGGAUUUAUAUGAUGUUCACGACGAUCUUGCCCGCGAGAAUGCAUUUUACAACCAAGCUCUUGCCGCAGUAAAAGUUGGCAUAAAAGAAUACGAAAAGGCGGGCCUUACGUUUUUAUGUCCAGCUACCUUUCAUGCACCGAUGCUGAAGAGCGACGCUUAUAUGUUAGCAGCACACAAACGAGAGCUUGAAGAAGCAACAGCAAAGAAAGAUAGCUUGGAUGAGCAACGUCAACGAGAAUUAUUAAUGCUUCAAAAGCAAGUAAAGGCAGAAGAACAACAGCUUUUGAAGAAAAAAUCGGCAUCAAUGGAGAAAGACAAGCUGCUCAAGAGAAAGCGGAAAGAUGGUCCGGUGGAAGAAAUGGUUUUGGAUGAAGACUUUGAUAUUGAGGCUGAUAAAAAAGAAAAGAAAGAAAAGUACAAGCGACCAAAGAAUGGAAAACCACAGCAGAAGAAGAAGGCAAAAGGCACAUAUAGACCAGGAAAAGCAAAGAGAAACGCAGCACGAAAGUAA
This is a messenger RNA of Phycomyces blakesleeanus NRRL 1555(-), 798 nucleotides long. RefSeq lists its product as hypothetical. Gene Ontology annotation, cellular component: nucleolus; nuclear periphery; preribosome, large subunit precursor. The record is from RefSeq and is a predicted model, not a curated record. The transcript has 4 exons. NCBI's taxonomy places the organism in Eukaryota, Fungi, Mucoromycota, Mucoromycetes, Mucorales, Phycomycetaceae. Bases 1 to 798 code for a protein of 265 amino acids. Gene Ontology annotation, biological process: ribosomal large subunit biogenesis; rRNA processing.